UCAAUCAUGUCCCUCCUGUACGUUCUUCUCGUCUGCCUGCCACUGUUGGCCCUCGGCCAGGAUCUGACUGCCAUCGCAUACGAGUCUUUCAGAAGGAUGGAUUCUAAUCAUGAUGGCCAUAUUACAAAAGCGGAAAUCCUACAUUAUUUCGAUGGCUACGAUAUAAACAACGACGGUCACGUGACCAAAGUUGAGUACGGGCAGCACGUUGAUACAAUUUUCCACGACUCAGCUACCAUCCAAGUCCUACACCGCAUCUUCCCCGGCCUGGACAGCGACAACAACAACAUCCUCAACAACGCCGACUACAACGACGUCUUCGCCAUCGCUGACGCCAACCACAACGGCCAACUUACCUUAGAUGAAUAUGAGAGGUACUUCAAAAUAAUUGCCACGUAAAAUACAGCCAAUCAAAAGGAACGUUUCAUUGUGAAUAAAUAUGGAUUUU
Molecule: messenger RNA, 448 nt
Organism: Physella acuta
Lineage: Eukaryota; Metazoa; Mollusca; Gastropoda; Physidae
Molecular function (GO): calcium ion binding
Source: RefSeq, a predicted model, not a curated record